AUGGUAGCCUCAGUUUCGGCUACCCCACAACAUGCACAGCAGCAAGCCAAGGAUACAUGGUAUCUGGCAGAGCAAGCACGAGCCGAAGCCAAGCACGCCAAGGAAGACGCAGAGCAAGCACGAGCAGAAGCCAAGCACGCCAAGGAAGACGCAGAACAAGCACGAGCCAAAGCCAAGCACGCCAAGGACGCCGCCGAGCAAGUACGAGCCGAAGCCAAACACGCCAAGGACGCCGCCGAGCAAACACACAACCUUGUUGUAGAGCCCCAUAGCCUUGCCAUUUGCCAGGGGGAAAGUGCAGCAGUUCGAGACCCUGCGGAAGCACAAUCGGCCCGUCUAGUCUUGUGGGCACAACAGGAAGAGAAGAACCGACCAAUUCUGCCGAAGGCGGUUCCGCAAGCGGCACAUCUACAACGUAGUUGCAAAACAGUUGCAAAGCAACGCAGGAAGAAGUAG
Liolophura sinensis is the source of this 456-nucleotide messenger RNA. Its product is annotated as aspartic and glutamic acid-rich protein-like. The record is from RefSeq and is a predicted model, not a curated record. The transcript has a single exon. NCBI's taxonomy places the organism in Eukaryota, Metazoa, Mollusca, Polyplacophora, Chitonida, Chitonidae. The coding region runs from base 1 to 456 and encodes 151 amino acids.